AUGGGUCUUAACUUGGAGGAGCUCUAUGGCAAAGAUCUAAGUGAAGAACAGACCCAGGAGUAUUCUCAAUACCAACCCAAACAGGGAUAUGGCUGGGCCAAUACUCUGCCGGAGCGGCAAGGUCUGUAUGACCCUGAAUAUGAGAAGGAUGCCUGCGGUGUAGGCUUUGCAGCUCACAUCAAGGGUAAACCAAGCCAUAAGAUUGUGAGCGAUGCUCGCAAUCUUCUAUGCAAUAUGACCCACCGAGGAGCCGUUGGCUCCGACGCACGGGACGGUGACGGUGCUGGGGUGAUGACCAGCAUUCCCCACAAGUUCUUCAUUAAGAACUUCGCCCGCGAGGUGGGCGUGGAUCUCCCCCCAUUGGGUCAAUAUGCGGUCGGCAACCUGUUCUUUAAGCCCGAUGAGGAGGCACUCAAGCAGUCUAUAACGAGCUUUGAGGAAUUGGCCACAACCCUGGGCCUGCGCGUUCUUGGAUGGCGCGAGGUACCACGAGAUUCGACCAUUCUCGGCCCCGCUGCUCUGUCCCGGGAACCUAUUAUUAUGCAGCCAUUUGUGGUGUUGAAAUCGGCAUACGGCGAAGGCAACGAGCCGGAGAUCACUGACACUGACAAAUUCGACGCGAGAACCUUCGAGCUUCAGUUGUAUGUUCUACGAAAGCGAUCAACCCAUGUCAUUGGCCUCGGAAAUUGGUUCUAUCUAUGCUCUCUCAGUAACCGAAAUAUCGUGUAUAAGGGUCAACUCUCCCCCGUUCAGGUGUACACCUACUAUCACGAUUUGGUGAACGUGGACUAUGAGGGCCACUUUGCCCUGGUGCAUUCUCGGUUCUCUACCAACACAUUUCCGUCCUGGGACCGUGCCCAACCCUUACGGUGGGCUGCACACAACGGUGAAAUUAAUACCCUGCGAGGAAACAAAAACUGGAUGCGCGCACGAGAGGGUGUUCUGCGGUCCGAGGUCUUUGGCGAUGAGCUUGAUCAGCUUUAUCCCAUUGUUGAGGAUGGUGGUUCUGACUCGGCUGCCUUUGAUAACGUACUUGAACUACUGAUGAUCAACGGAGUCCUAUCUCUUCCCGAGGCAGUAAUGAUUAUGAUUCCGGAGGCCUGGCAGGAUAACCCAGCAAUGGAUCCAGCCAAGUCCGCUUUUUAUGAGUGGGCUGCCUGUCAGAUGGAACCAUGGGAUGGACCGGCGCUAUUCACUUUCUCCGAUGGACGCUACUGCGGUGCUAAUCUUGAUCGGAACGGUCUGCGUCCUUGUCGUUUCUAUGUCAUGGACGAUGACCGUAUAGUCUGUGCCUCCGAGGUCGGUGCUAUCGAUAUCGACCCCGAGAGAGUUAUUCAAAAGGGUCGCCUACAGCCUGGGAAGAUGCUGUUGGUUGACACCGUGGCUGGGCGCAUCAUUGACGAUGCUGAGCUCAAGCAGACAGUUGCUCGCCGCCAAGACUUCGCCGGUUGGCUGGACAAGGAGCUUCUCAAGCUUCCUGCUAUUAACAAGACGCUACUUGACUCAAAUGUUGACCUAUCUUUUGCUUUGGACAACAAUACAAUUCAAAAUGAUCCUCGCCUCCGAGUGUUCGGGUACUCUUUUGAACAGGUUAGCUUGAUUCUUGGUCCUAUGGCCGCUGACUCCAAGGAGGCUUUGGGCUCGAUGGGCAAUGAUGCCCCUCUUGCUUGUAUCGCUCAACAGCCCCGUCUGCUGUAUGAGUACUUUCGCCAGCUCUUUGCCCAGGUCACCAAUCCUCCUAUUGAUCCUAUUAGAGAGGCUGUUGUCAUGUCCCUCGAAUGUUACGUCGGCCCCCAGGGAAACCUGCUGGAAAUGGAUCCUACACAAUGUCAUCGCCUGCUUUUGCCUUCCCCAAUCUUGAGUAUUCCCGAGUUCAAUGCUUUGAAGAAUGUCAACCUGGCCCACAAGGAUUGGACCGUGCGUAUUAUCGAUAUCACAUUCGAAAAGCGGAAAGGCACUGCUGGCUACAUUGAAGCACUUGAUUGCAUCUGUGAUGAUGCCACUGAAGCCAUUCAGAAUGGCGACAAGGUCAUCAUUCUCUCCGAUCGUGCUACAUCAGCCGACCGUGUUCCAGUCUCUGCCUUGUUGGCUACCGGUCUAGUGCAUCACCAUCUCGUCCGUAACAAGUGGAGAUCGCUUGCCGCCUUGGCAGUCGAGACCGCUGAGGCUCGUGAGGUUCACCACCACUGUGUUUUGCUGGGAUAUGGUGCCGAUGCCAUCAAUCCAUACCUGGCCCUGGAAUGUAUCCUCAAGAUGAAUCGGGAAAAGUUGAUCCGCAAAGAUAUCCCCGAUGAGAAGGUUAUCCAGAACUACAAGUCGUCUUGUGAUGGUGGUAUCCUCAAGGUCAUGAGUAAAAUGGGUAUCUCUACUCUCCAGUCCUACAAGGGGGCACAGAUUUUUGAAGCCCUUGGUAUUGAUGACAGUGUUAUCGACCGCUGCUUCUCUGGCACCGCUAGUCGUAUCCGUGGUAUCACGUUUGAUUUGAUUGCCCAGGAUGCUUUCGCCUUCCAUGAGCGCGGUUAUCCUUCGCGUCCAAUUGUCGAAGUUCCUGGUCUACCCGAAUCCGGCGAAUAUCACUGGCGUGAUGGAGGCGAAGCUCAUAUCAACGAUCCAACUAGCAUUGCCAAUGUGCAAGAUGCCGUUCGCACCAAGAAUGACAAGUCUUACGAGGCCUAUGCUAAGUCUGCCCACGAGCAGAUCAAAAACUGCACACUACGAGGGAUGCUUGACUUCGAUUUCGACCAGCGGACUCCUAUCCCUAUUGACCAGGUCGAGCCUUGGACCGAAAUUGUUCGUCGUUUUGUGACCGGUGCCAUGUCCUAUGGAUCUAUCUCCAUGGAAUCCCAUUCUACACUGGCCAUUGCCAUGAACCGCCUGGGCGGCAAGUCCAACACUGGUGAGGGUGGUGAAGAUGCCGAGCGCAGCAAGAGAAUGGAGAACGGAGACACAAUGCGGUCAUCCAUCAAGCAGAUUGCCUCUGGUCGCUUCGGUGUUACAUCAAACUAUCUGGCUGACGCUGAUGAGCUGCAGAUCAAGAUGGCUCAGGGUGCCAAGCCAGGAGAGGGUGGUGAAUUACCCGGCCACAAGGUCGUCGGCCCCAUUGCUCGCACUCGGUUCUCGACGCCGGGUGUCGGUCUUAUCUCUCCACCCCCGCACCACGACAUUUACUCCAUUGAAGACCUGAAACAACUCAUCUAUGAUCUCAAAUGCUCUAAUCCCCGAGCUCGUGUCUCUGUUAAGCUCGUGUCCGAGGUUGGCGUUGGAAUCGUUGCAUCUGGUGUGGCUAAAGCCAAGGCUGAUCAUAUCUUAAUCUCUGGUCAUGACGGUGGUACCGGUGCCUCACGCUGGACUGGUAUCAAAUAUGCUGGUCUUCCUUGGGAACUGGGACUUGCAGAGACCCAUCAAACUCUUGUCUUGAAUGAUCUUCGUGGUCGUGUUGUGGUUCAGACUGAUGGUCAAAUUCGCACUGGUCGUGAUCUCGCCAUUGCAUGUCUGCUUGGAGCCGAAGAAUAUGGCUUUGCCACAACCCCUUUGAUCGCCUUGGGAUGUAUAAUGAUGAGGAAAUGUCAUCUGAACACUUGCCCUGUUGGUAUCGCCACUCAAGACCCUGAACUGAGAAAGAAAUUCAAGGGUACCCCGGAGCAUGUCAUCAACUUCUUCUACUAUGUCGCCAACGAGAUGCGUGCUAUCAUGGCCAAACUGGGCGUUCGCUCUGUGAACGAGAUGGUCGGUCGUGCUGAACUGCUCAAGGUCCGGGAUGAUAUUCGCAAUGUCAAGCAGGAGCGCAUUGACCUGUCGCUCAUCUUGACUCCUGCUCACUCACUCCGCCCUGGAGUUGCUACCUACAAUGUUCGCAAGCAGGACCAUCGCCUUCAUACCCGCUUGGACAACAAGUUGAUUGCUGAAUCGGAGCUCGCUCUUGAGAAGGGCCUUCCCUGUCGAAUUGAGUGUGACAUCGUAAACACCGACCGCGCUCUGGGUGCAACCCUCUCAUACCAAAUCAGCAGACGUUAUGGGGAAGCUGGUCUUCCGCAGGACACCAUUCACGCAAACAUCAAGGGCUCUGCGGGUCAAUCUUUUGGUGCCUACCUCGCCCCUGGUGUGACUCUUGAACUUGAAGGCGACGCCAACGACUAUGUCGGCAAAGCCGCUUUCAAGGCCGAAGAGAACGUCAUCGUUGGCAACACCUGUCUCUACGGCGCCACCCGCGGAACUUGCUACUUCCGUGGUAUGGCUGCAGAGCGCUUUGCCGUCCGUAACUCUGGCGCCACUGUCGUUGUUGAGGGUGUUGGAGACCACGGAUGUGAAUAUAUGACUGGCGGUCGUGUACUCAACCUUGGACCUACUGGCCGCAACUUCGCUGCUGGUAUGUCUGGUGGCAUUGCAUAUGUUCUGGAUAAGAACCAAGACUUCCAUUCCAAGGUCAACUUGGAGAUGGUUGAAGUCUCAAGUAUUGAGGAUCCCUCGGAGAUUGCCUUUGUUCGUGGCUUGGUUGAAGAUCACCACCAUUAUACAGGCUCCGAGUUGGCUGCUCGUAUCUUGCUUGACUUUACUCGUGCUCUUCCCCACUUUGUCAAGGUUCUACCAACUGACUACAAGCGUGUCAUGGAGGAAGAAGCUGCUAAGGCUGAGACCGCGAAGAAGGCUGAGUUCACUCUUCCUCAGCUUCCUAGCGCCCCUGUUAAAGCCGAGAAGGUCAAAGCCGACGACUCCAAGAAGACUGAUCUGCUGGACAUCGAAGACAGUAUUAGUGAUUCCAAGACCGAGAAGAAGCGGUCCGCGUUGAUUUUGGACAAAACCAGAGGUUUCAUGAAAUACAGUCGCCGUAGUGAGAAGUAUCGCAACGCAACAACCCGUACCCGUGACUGGGGCGAGAUAUCUAACCGCCUCAGCGAGGACGAGCUCAAAUACCAGUCUGCUCGUUGCAUGGACUGUGGCGUGCCUUUUUGCCAAUCCGACACUGGUUGCCCCAUCUCCAACAUCAUUCCUAAAUGGAAUGAGUUGGUCUUCCAAAACCAGUGGCAGGACGCUUUGAACCGUCUCCUCAUGACCAAUAACUUCCCCGAAUUCACUGGUCGUGUCUGUCCUGCACCUUGCGAGGGAUCCUGUGUGUUAGGCAUCAACGAAGACCCCGUUGGUAUCAAGUCCAUCGAGUGCGCGAUCAUUGACCGUGGAUUUGAGAUGGGCUGGAUGGUUCCCCGUCCGCCCAAGACCCGGUCCGGCAAGAGUAUUGCUAUCAUUGGAUCCGGGCCUGCUGGCCUGGCUGCUGCUGAUCAGCUUAACCGUGCUGGCCACAGCGUUACUGUUUACGAGCGUGCCGACCGAAUGGGCGGUCUCCUCAUGUACGGUAUUCCCAACAUGAAGCUUGACAAAAAGGUUGUGCAGCGCCGUAUCGACCUAAUGGCCGCCGAAGGUAUAAAAUUUAUUGCUGGCACUUCUGUUGGCCCCGAUUGCGAGGUAUCGCUGCAGUCUCUCCGUACCACUAACGAUGCUGUCAUCAUUGCCACCGGUGCAACUGUCGCGCGUGACCUCAAGGUCGCCGGUCGUGAAUUGGAUGGCGUGCACUUCGCCAUGCAGUUCUUGCACAAGAACACGAAGUCCCUCCUUGACUCUGGUUUGUCAGAUGGUGAGUAUAUUUCUGCUAAAGACAAGCACGUUGUCGUCAUUGGUGGUGGUGAUACUGGCAAUGAUUGUAUCGGUACCUCAGUCCGCCACGGUGCCAAGUCAGUAACCAACUUUGAGUUAUUGCCCCAGCCUCCUCCAGAACGGGCUCGUGAUAACCCCUGGCCCCAGUGGCCCCGUAUCUACCGUGUCGACUAUGGUCACACUGAAGUGAAGACGCACAUGGGCAAGGACCCACGUGAGUACUGUGUUAUGUCGACCGAGUUUGUCGACGAUGGCAACAAUCACGUCAAGGGUAUCAACACCGUCCGUGUUGAGUGGACCAAAAGCGCUACUGGUGGUUGGGAUAUGAAGACCGUUGAGGGUAGCGAGCAGUUCUUCCCUGCUGACCUUGUCCUUCUCUCCAUGGGAUUUUUGGGCCCUGAAGAUCGUCUCCUUGGAGAUGAAAUUGACCGUGACCCUCGCAAGAACGUUAAGACUCCUCCUGGUCACUAUUCGACCAACCUUCCCGGUGUUUAUGCGGCAGGUGAUUGCCGCCGUGGACAGUCCUUGAUUGUCUGGGGUAUCAACGAAGGUCGCCAAUGUGCUCGCGAGGUGGAUGCUUUCCUCAUCGGAACCAGCUCUCAGCUCCCAGUCACCGGCGGUAUUGUCCGUCGUCCUGCCAUCGACUCCGUUCCUCAGCCCACUGAGGUUGCUGUUUAA
Penicillium paradoxum is the source of this 6324-nucleotide messenger RNA. RefSeq names its product glutamate synthase (NADH). NCBI's taxonomy places the organism in Eukaryota, Fungi, Ascomycota, Eurotiomycetes, Eurotiales, Aspergillaceae. The transcript has 6 exons. Gene Ontology annotation, molecular function: iron-sulfur cluster binding; glutamate synthase (NADH) activity; flavin adenine dinucleotide binding. Bases 1 to 6324 code for a protein of 2107 amino acids. The record is from RefSeq and is a predicted model, not a curated record.